Molecule: messenger RNA, 4561 nt
Organism: Owenia fusiformis
Lineage: Eukaryota; Metazoa; Annelida; Polychaeta; Sabellida; Oweniidae
Source: the annotation of a GenBank genome assembly
AUGGGUCUGUUAAAACUCCAAGAGACGCCAGUCCAUCAAUAUUGUCAAGUCUCCAGUCAUUCGGGUGCCUCCCGGAGUCAGUUAUCUAGACGGAGAGGAAUAUUGUCAAUGUGCCCUAAACAUCCAAAUGAACAGCAUCUACAAGAGAGUGGACUCUCAAAUGAACAGCAUCUACAAGAGAGUGGACUCUCAAAUGAACAGCAUCAACAAGAGAGUGGACUCUCAAAUGAACAGCAUCAACAAGAGAGUGGACUUUUGGAUGACCAACAUCUUAAAGAGAACAUCGCAGUCUCAAAUGACCAGAAUGUACAAGAAAACGUAGUCUCAUUUAGCCAUUCUAUAGAAGGUGAAUCGCCACACGAACAGCCUACAAAAUGGGAUCCUAAAACCCACACCAUUCCAGUAGACACAGAUGCAUUUGGUGACAUAGUAUUUAGUGCAGACAAGGAAAAAUCAAGGAGAGAAAACAACGCGAUACCUACUUUUAGAUACAAAAUGGACGCGAGACAAACUGACGAUAAGAGUUGGGACGAGGUAGAUCUCAGUGUGAUAAAGGGUUCGCAACAAUGGGUCUGUUAUCACUUCAAGAGACGCCAGUGCAUCAAUAUUGUCAAGUCUCCAGUCAUUCAGGUGACUCCCGGAGUCAGUUAUCUAGACGGAGAGGAAUAUUGUCAAUGUGGUGAGACUAAAGCUGAUCAUCCCACUUAUAAAGGAAAUAUUCAUGGGGACCUAGUCAAAAAUAGCCCCAAAUAUCCUCUCAAAAACAGCAUAUUCUCGAAUAAACAGCAUUCACAAGAAAGCCAACUACCGAAGAAACAGUCUUUCCAAGAAAACGGGAUCUCAUUCAAACAGCAUCUACAAGAAAAUGAACUCUCAAAUGAACAGCAUCUACAAGAAAAUGGACUCUCAAAUGAACAGCUUCUACAAGAAAAUGGACUCUCAAAUGAACAGCAUAUACAAGUGAGUGAACCUCCGGAUGGACAGCAUCUUGGAGAGAACGUCGAAGUCUCAAAAGAACGGAAUGUGCAGGAAAACGUGGUCUCGGAUAACCAUUUAAUAGAAGAACAUGAACAGCUUGCAAAAUGGGACCCUAAAACCCACACUAUUCCAGUAGACACUGAUGCAUUUGGUGACAUAGUAUUUAGUACACACAAGGAAAAAUCAAGUAGAUAUAUACGACUAGAUUAUCUAACUGAAAUAAAAUCUAAGAAGGUUAUAGACGAUCUAAUGUACUUCCUUAAGCUGGAGAAACCAAGUCUAGUCAUAUCUGUAACAGGUGGCGCUAAAAACUUCAACAUGAAACCGAGGCAAAUGAAAGUAUUUAGAAGCGGUCUUGUAAAAGCAACAAGGUGUAUUGAAGGUGCUUGGAUCAUAACGGGAGGAAUGCACUCUGGGGUGAUGAAAUACGUGGGAGAGGCUGUGCACGCCAACGACGCUUCUGCAGAUAAAAAGAAAGUGACAUGCAUCGGCAUCGCUCCCUUGGGAUGCGUGUCAAACCAAAAGAGAUUACUAAAUAAAAACCAUCAGUUACACCGUUCGGAACCAGUUGCACGAUAUGAGUGUAAAGACAAUCCACCGAGGAAAGAGUGCUUCCUAGAUUUGAACCAUUCCCAUUUUAUCCUGGUGGACAACGGAACAAGACAUCAGUUUGGAACAGAAAUUGAGUUCAGAGCGGAGUUCGAGAAUGCAGUGUGUAAAAGAUGGAGUGACCCUGUCCCCUUAGUAUGUGUCGUGGUUGAGGGGGGUCCAGGGACACUAGAGACGGUGAAGUGUGCCAUGGAGCAGGGAUCCCCUGUUGUGAUCAUUGAGGGGUCAGGCCGUGCUGCUGAUAUUCUGGCGUAUGCUUACUCUGAAUGCCGUAAUAGCAAAUCAGGUGAUGGCACUGUAACAAUAAAUGAUGAGCAUAGAACUGAUCUUAGAGGAAAGAUCAUCGCAGCUUGGGGAGACAGAAAUGUGGAUAAGCAUAUGGGAUGGUUAUUUGAAUGCAUCAGCAUGAGAGAACUCAUAACUGUGGUGACACUGGAUGAUCAUUCACAAAACAGUAUCGAUUCGGCCAUUUUAGAAGCUGUACUGAAAACAAAGAGUGCUAAUAAGUUGGACCAGUUGAAUCUCGCUCUUGGAUGGAACAGGAUUGAUCUAGCCAAGCAACAUAUAUUUGAUGAACACGAAUGGAAGGACGAUGACCUUUGGGAUAUGAUGUACAAAGCAUUGUUAAACGAUAGGACGGAUUUCGUGCGUCUUUUUAUUGACCAUGGGUUAGACCUAAAAAAGUUUGUUACGAGGGAAAGGAUGGAAAAACUCUACACAAAUAAACCUGAUAGUGUACCUAUGAUUGAAAAGAAAUUUAACCUAUGCCAAACAUUGAUUAAGAAGAGGUUGGCAUAUUGGAAAAAAUUGCAGAAAAUCAAGCCAGGUGGAAGAAAGAGUAUAAAGUUAUCCAGCCCCAGUGUGUUUUCUAAUGUCCCAUUGGUGAUAAAUGCGUUGAUGGGAGAUUUCUACACAUACCCUCAAUAUGUAGAUGACGGCGACAAGGAUAAAGAUGCGAUAUACUACGAGCAGCCUGCAAGGGAACUGUUUAUGUGGAGUGUGCUAAUGAAUCGUGAAGAAUUGGCAGUGGUUUUCUGGGAUGAAGGAAACGAUGGAAUAGCAGCUGCGCUGACUGCUUCAAAGAUCCUUAAAGAACUGGGUUACUCUUGUGUGGAUGACUAUGAACUACAAGCGGAUAUGCGAAAGAAUUCCAAAUUAUGGGGUGAGAGAGCACUAAGCAUCCUGAUGAAUUGCUAUAUCUCGAGUGAGGUUAAGGCACAAAAACUCUUGAUGUUUAAGCAAAGGCAUUUCGGAGGCGACACAACCAUAUUGGAACUUGCUGUGCAAACUAAGAACAAAGAGUUCGUCUCCCAUUCUUGUUGUCAGAGCCUGCUUAGUAAGAUCUGGACGGGGAAACUCAGCCAGGACAACCAUAAACUGAAGUUGCUGCUGUGUACACUAAUCCCGCCUCUGCUGUUUUUCUUUGUGAAAUAUGAAAAGAAAGAAACAAAAUGUGGAGAUGUUGCCUAUGAGGAAGUAGAGUUAGAUGAAAUCAAUGGCAAUACAACAAAUAAAAUUGAUAACAAAAACUCCAGAACUGAUGACACCGACAGUGAACGACAAAGGCCUAUGCUGACACGAAGAGAAAAGCUGAGCUACUUCUACAAUGCUCCCUACAUAACAUUCAUUCACAACUUUUAUACACAGGUAGUGUUUCUGCUGCUGUUUUCUUACCUCCUAUUGAUCCAGUUCAAGCCGACCUGCAGCUACCUAGAGAUAGUAAUCAUAGCUUGGGUGGUGACCAUUACAGCAGAGGAAAUAAGACAGGCCCGAAUCUCGAAACACUACCAUUACCUCGGCGACUGCUGGAACUGGCUUGAUAUCAUCAACAUUGGGCUGUUCUUCCUCGCCGUGGUUUUACGUUUUCUCCCGUUCAACAAGACAUUCGAGGCCGCAAGGGUUACCUAUGCCUUUGACCUGGUCACCUUCUAUAUUCGCCUCUUGAAUAAUUGUUCCACGAACACCGAACUGGGUCCAAAGAUAGUCAUGAUCAACAAAAUGAUAAUCGAUGUCGGUUUCUUCCUGAUUAUACUAUCGGUGUUCACGCUAGCAUAUGGGAUAUCUUCGCAUUCCAUUCUCUACCCAAAUGCCCCUAGUCUGAGCUGGGACCUCUUCGUACACAUAAUUCUGAAGCCAUACUGGCAGAUGUAUGGGGAGCUUGAUUUGGAGGAUUUAGAAAGAGGAGAUCACUGCAAUUCAAAUGGAACAAGUAAUAUCCCAGAACUGAAAUGUCCUACUCAGACAGGCACAUAUAUCAUACCUUGGAUGUUGGCGGUGUACAUGCUCUUCACUAAUGUUCUCAUGAUCAACCUUCUCAUAGCUAUGUUCAGUUACACCUUUAACAAAAUUCGUGAGUCUCAUGAUAUCGUCUCUAAGUUCCAAUGGUAUCAUUUUGUGCGAGAAUACACACUCCGUCCUCCAGUGCCGCCACCUUUUAUCAUCCUGGUACACUUUUAUCAACUCAUGAGAUUUGUAGCGGGAAAAUGUAACAGACACCCAGAGACGACAACAUGUUGGCAACGCAGGAGUAACAAAUUUGAGGUGAAUUCUGACGAUGCAAAGUCGCUGAGAGAAUGGGAGAAUAUGAUCUGUGACGAAUUUAUGCGCGCGCAUAAACGGGAACAUAAGGAGAGUAUCUAUGACAUGAUGAAAACGUCAACUGAAGAGAUGAUGUGUACCAAUGGAAGACUGGAUUCUAUAACCAGCAGACUGGAAGUAAUAGAGGAACUCCUUGACACGAAACAAAAUCAUCUAGAAGGACGUCUAAAUGAAAUAUCCAGGCUUCUACAGCAUUUAACUAAACGUGAAAAUAAACCUGAUGUCUCCAAACCGCCGAUUGACGUCACUGCUUGGAGCGUCUGAAUCUGGACUAUAUAUAGAACAAUCACAUUUUAUGAUUCAUUGAAUCAUUCUCAGUGCCGUUGAACACCGACUUGUGACCAAAUCGUUUGUUACGAUGAUCUCAAAUCGGUUC